Xiphophorus hellerii (green swordtail) is the source of this 1338-nucleotide messenger RNA. It is a transcript of the gene zbtb26, whose product is annotated as zinc finger and BTB domain containing 26. The record is from RefSeq and is a predicted model, not a curated record. The transcript has a single exon. NCBI's taxonomy places the organism in Eukaryota, Metazoa, Chordata, Actinopteri, Cyprinodontiformes, Poeciliidae. The coding region runs from base 1 to 1338 and encodes 445 amino acids. Gene Ontology annotation, biological process: regulation of transcription by RNA polymerase II. Gene Ontology annotation, molecular function: DNA-binding transcription factor activity, RNA polymerase II-specific; protein binding; RNA polymerase II cis-regulatory region sequence-specific DNA binding.
AUGGCCCAGAACCAGGUGAUCCUGCAGUUCCGAUUCGCCACUUUCGGGGACUCCAUGCUGCAGAAGAUGAACCUUCUCCGACACCAGAGACGCUUCUGCGACGUCGUCGUCCGCAUCAACCAGCUGGAGGUCCCCGGCCACAAAGUGGUGUUUGCUGCCGGCUCGUCCUUCCUUAGGGACCAGUUCAUCCUGCAGCAGGACUCCAGGGAGGUCCAGAUCUCCAUGAUUCAGGAGGCGGAAGUGGGUCGGCAGCUGCUGCUCUCCUGCUACACCGGCCAGCUGGAGUUUCCUGAGCUGGAGCUCGUGCAUUACCUGACGGUGGCCAGCUUCCUCCAAAUGGGCCACAUCGUGGAGCAGUGCACCCAAGCCCUCAACAAGUUCAUCAAACCUCAGGCCUCACGCCAGCUGGAGGUGGAUCUGGACCUGCGGCGGGAGAAGGGAGGUGAGGGUCCUUCCUCCCAGGCUCAGAGGGAGCAGGAAUGGUCUCAGGUGCGGACUGUACCUGAGGGAGAGGAGGAGGACGAAGACGAGGAGGAGGACGAUGCGGUGGUGAUGGGCCAGGUUGAGAGGGACAAUAACGUCGAGAGCGACGAUGACGAGGAUGACGAUGUCAUAAUCCAGCCGUCCGUGAGCCCCCUCCAGGUGUGGCGGAGGCGGCCGAGGCCCGGUUUGGUGGAUAACGACAUCACCAUAGUGAAAGUGGAGUCUGUGACCGACGUAGCGGAGAACACCAUCACCGGCCACUUCUCCGCCAGCCCCCCCGCCGCGCUGCACUCCCCGGAGCCGCAGCACUCGCUCAUCAACUCCACCGUGGACAGCCGUGGCAGCGAGAUGGCGGCGCCGCCGGGCAUGGCCGGUUACCCGCUCAGCCCGCCUCCCUCGUCCCCGCUCGCCGAGAAGCACGUCGGACACCAGCGGAGCUACGACAAGCCUCUGCAGUGGUACCACCAGUGCCCCAAGUGCGCCCGGGUCUUCCGGCAGCUGGAGAACUACGCCAACCACCUCAAGAUGCACAAGCUGUUCAUGUGCCUGCUGUGCGGGAAGACCUUCACGCAGAAGGGCAACUUGCACCGGCACAUGCGCGUCCACGCCGGCAUCAAGCCCUUCCAGUGCAAGAUCUGCGGCAAGACGUUUACCCAGAAGUGCUCGCUGCUGGAUCACCUGAACCUGCACAGCGGGGACAAGCCGCACCGCUGCAACUACUGCGAAAUGGUGUUCGCUCACAAGCCCGUGCUGCGCAAGCACCUCAAACAGAUCCACGGCAAGAACAGCUUCGACAACGCAAAUGAGGGCAGUCUUCACGAGGGCGGCCUGGAGUUUGAUUUUGGACGAAUGUAA